Messenger RNA from Prunus mume (Japanese apricot), 1218 nucleotides. RefSeq names its product proliferating cell nuclear antigen 2 (gene PCNA2). Gene Ontology annotation, cellular component: PCNA complex. Gene Ontology annotation, biological process: leading strand elongation; regulation of DNA replication; mismatch repair. NCBI's taxonomy places the organism in Eukaryota, Viridiplantae, Streptophyta, Magnoliopsida, Rosales, Rosaceae. The record is from RefSeq and is a predicted model, not a curated record. Gene Ontology annotation, molecular function: DNA polymerase processivity factor activity; DNA binding.
CAAGUCGAGCGCGGGAACACAAUUCCACGAAAUCCCGCCAAUUGAAACCCAAAAUUCCCAAACACGGUUCAUUUCCCUCCUCCACUAUAUAAACCCUUGCCCCAUACCCCACCCACUCAAACCCUCAAAAUCUCCUGCACCUAUUUUCCCCCCAAAAGGAAACCCUAGCCCCAAUCAAGAAUCCGUACACCUCCACGACCCGGAAACGAUGUUGGAGCUCCGACUGGUUCAGGGGUCGCUGCUGAAGAAGGUUCUUGAGUCCAUCAAGGACCUCGUCAACGACGCCAACUUCGAUUGCUCCGCCACUGGCUUCUCCCUCCAGGCCAUGGAUUCCAGCCACGUGGCGCUGGUGGCGCUGCUGCUCAGAUCCGAGGGCUUCGAGCACUACCGCUGCGACCGCAAUAUCUCCAUGGGCAUGAACCUCACCAACAUGUCCAAGAUGCUGAAAUGCGCCGGAAAUGAUGACAUCAUCACCAUCAAGGCUGACGAUGGCAGCGAUACUGUCACCUUCAUGUUCGAAAGUCCCACGCAAGAUAAAAUUUCUGAUUUUGAGAUGAAGCUGAUGGACAUUGAUAGUGAGCACCUUGGAAUUCCGGAGGCAGAAUACCAUGCUAUUGUUAAGAUGCCUUCAUCUGAGUUUGCUAGGAUAUGUAAAGACCUCAGUGGCAUUGGUGAUACAGUUGUGAUAUCUGUGACCAAGGAAGGUGUGAAGUUCUCUACAAGAGGGGAUAUUGGCACUGCUAACAUCGUCUGUAGGCAGAACACUACAGUGGACAAGCCUGAAGAAGCAACAGUUAUUGAUAUGAAUGAGCCAGUUUCAUUGACAUUUGCUCUGAGGUACAUGAAUUCCUUCACAAAAGCGACCACAUUGUCGAACACAGUUACAAUCAGCCUGUCUUCUGAACUUCCGGUUGUGGUUGAGUACAAGAUUGCAGAGAUGGGCUACAUCAGGUUCUACUUGGCUCCUAAGAUAGAAGAAGAUGAAGAUGAGACGAAGCCUGAAGUUUGAGUGUUAUGCCACGGCAGAGGCAUAUACUUGUUUGUUUACUUGAACUGCACUGUUUAAAAAUCCAUGUAGAGGAUUUUUUUUCAUAUACGCUUCGAUCUGAGGUUUUCCUUGCUUUCUCUGUGACUGAGUUGGCAAAUCUGUAGUUUAGGAAUCUUCAAAUCUAUUAGGUUCUGUGUUGUAGGUUUUUAAUUGAAAACAUUGUUCUUUCU